AUGAAGGCCGAACACGGUGUUGAUGAAAGUGAAUUUCGUGAAUACGGACUUUGGCGGCUCCAGCCCUACAAUAUGCGCUCUCGGUUGUGGAACAAUAUAGCUCGAAAUAAUUUGAAUCAAUUAUCCGUAUUUGAAAAUUUAGUUGGCAAUGUCAAGGAGAAGAUAACAAAGUUGAGCGAGCUAGAUGUGAGGGAGAUAGAUUUCUUGGCGUUGCAGAUGCAAGUAAUACUCCAAAUUAGAUUCUACGAAGACCAAUGGACUUUCACUCCAAGAGCAAUGAAAGCUCACUGCCCUUUCAGGAGCUAUACGCUUAGUCCUCGUACUCAUCCCGUUGCGUUGCUCAAGGUGCACUUCAUCGGAGACAACUUGUCGAGGUGGUUGUUCAUUAUUGAUGUGAGUGGAAUUCGGGCAAAUUUUGACGCUGACGUGUUUCUACAAAGCCGACUGAAAGUUGUUCUUGGCCUAUCUACCAAACGCGGUGCUCUCAUUUCGGGUAAGUGCCUCCAGCCAUAUCUUCCUCACAGGUAUAUGACGGGUGUGACAGUUUCCUUAGAGUGUUUGAGUAUCAAGAAGGAGUUCAUGUUCCUAGCGGCGACCAAAUAUAUCAAAUCGAUAUUGCUGCGUAGUCGGUAUGACUCAUUGAACCAGAAGUUCAUUCCAUUCGCCUUGCUGCCUUGUAGCAUUGCCAUUAACAUCUUCCCAGACACUCACAUUUGCCAUACAACAAACCAAAUAUAUAGCUCCUCUUCCCUCAUCCCCACACAUCUCUUCUUCAUUCCACUUCUUCUUCAUCCAACCUCUCCUUCAUCCAACCUCUCCUUCAUCCAACCUCUCCUUCAUCCAACCUCUCCUUCAUCCAACCUCUCCUUUAUCCAACCUCUCCUUCAUCUAACCUAUCAUUCAUCCAACCUCUCCUUCAUCUAA
Messenger RNA from Lindgomyces ingoldianus, 924 nucleotides. RefSeq lists its product as uncharacterized. The transcript is spliced from 9 exons. Lineage: Eukaryota; Fungi; Ascomycota; Dothideomycetes; Pleosporales; Lindgomycetaceae. The coding region runs from base 1 to 924 and encodes 307 amino acids. The record is from RefSeq and is a predicted model, not a curated record.